ACUGUCGCAAUGAGGCGCUUUUCUUCAAAAUCCCAUUUUGCCAGUUGAUUUACCCCCAAUUUCUACCAAUAUAAACUAUCCUUAGCCCCGAUCAUGAGAUUCAGAGCGAAAAUAGUAGACAUAGGGUGCAUACAACACUUUUCUAAGGUUGUCGGGACAAUCGCCAAACUAGCCAAAAACUGUAUUCUAAGAAUUACCCCCAACAAGUUGUAUUUUAUCCUGACGGAGCGGGUGGCCAAUGGUGGAGUUGGCAUUUGGUGUGAACUUAUGCAGAGUCAUUUCUUCAAUGAGUACAGUAUGGACGGUGUCUCCGAGGAGGACAAUGAGAUAUACCUCGAGGUUUGUCCAGACAGUCUCACACGAUCUCUCAAGUCAGCACAGAAUGCAAAAACAGUCAAGAUCAAGCUCACCAAGCGGCACACUUCUUGUAUUACUUUUGAAAUCGAAUUGCCAUCUCUAACGAACCAAUCGCGGUUGGUGGUGCAUGACAUCCCGGUCCGAGUGAUCCCGCGCCGUCUCUGGGUGGACUACCAGGAACCCAAGGUGCCAGAUUUUGAUGUGAGUAUCUAUAUGCCAGCGCUGAAGAUGCUGAGGAAUGUGGUCGAGCGCAUGAAAAACAUCAGUAACUAUGUGGUCAUAUCAGCCAACUGGUGCGGAGAGAUGCAGCUCAAAGUGGAAACGGACUUGGCGGCCAUCACAACACAUUUCAGGGACCUACAGAAUCCAGUAUUGGAUAAAGGUAACACGUCACAGACGUCCCAGAGUCAACAGUCUAGAGAUCGGGAUGUGGAAGAGUUUGCUGAGGCACGCAUUGAUAUCAGAAAGCUGGCACAGUUCUUGAUCGGUCAGCAGGUCAACCCAGACAAGGUGAUAUGCAAUAUUGUUGAUAAUCGCUUCAUCCACUUCUUCCUUCUUCAUGAGGACAUGUCGCUGCAGUAUUUCAUGCCCGUCAUCACUUUAUGAUCCAUGCUGAGGACAUGUCGCUUCUACUGCUCAUCAAUGUUGUCACUGUUUAUGGACUGUAAAACAAACAAUCAGAUUUAAAGAUGCAGUCAUUGGACGAGCAGCAAAGUGCACAAAAGUUGCCAGUACGGUUGAAGGAAUGUGCCCCAAUGCAUCAUUACUUUGUGCCAUUCCAAAGAAGUUUUCCUCGUCAUGAGUUUGGUCUCUUCUGACUUUAGUCUGCAAAGGGAAGGUUAACCCUCUUGGGGUGGACUCCUGUAGGAUAUUCAUUAGAAUCUCCUUACAAUGUAAAUUUGUUAAUAAAACCACGUUAAUUAUAAA
Lineus longissimus is the source of this 1284-nucleotide messenger RNA. Its product is annotated as checkpoint protein HUS1-like. NCBI's taxonomy places the organism in Eukaryota, Metazoa, Nemertea, Pilidiophora, Heteronemertea, Lineidae. The transcript is spliced from 7 exons. Gene Ontology annotation, biological process: telomere maintenance; mitotic intra-S DNA damage checkpoint signaling; mitotic DNA replication checkpoint signaling. Gene Ontology annotation, cellular component: site of double-strand break; checkpoint clamp complex; nucleolus. The record is from RefSeq and is a predicted model, not a curated record. The coding region runs from base 94 to 963 and encodes 289 amino acids.